ACUAAGCGCUCUGCGGUACCAACGAUAUUCCCAGUCAUAGAGGCUGGAGUCCUGCCUACGAUAUUCCAACGAUCUCUUCAAAAACCCGAAAUGAUAUGACGCCUUGACGACCCCCAGGCGUCAAGCCGCAAGGUAUUUGCAUCCGACAUGCAUGUGAACGCCAUUCAAUUCAUUCCAACCUUUUGCUCCCUCGAUGGCCAACGCCUCAGCUAAGAAGACAGCUGCUCAGAAUGAAGUCGCAAUCAAAAAUCUUCAGAUUGGCAUGCUCAUUGCAAACAUCUCCUAUUUCCUUCUUCGCCUGAUUCUCCCUUACCGGACGUUCCCGCCAACAUGGCGCCAACUGACACUGUACAUUAUGACUGCCAUCCCUGAGUUUGUACUCUUCCGACAUCUCAUAUCUACUGGGUCACCGAAACGGGAGCCUAAUACCGGAGCCUUGAUCGCCCCUGGGGAGGAUUUAUCUCAGGGGGGCAUAACCGAAUGGUGUUUUGAUGUUAUCUACAUUACGUGGCUUUGUCAGGUUGGAAGUGCGUUGAUCGGCGAGUUUGUUUGGUGGCUCUAUCUCUCAAUCCCACUGUAUGCGGGAUUCAAAGCUUGGAGUACCUUCCUUUCACCAUUGAUUGCGUCUCGCUCGCCCCCCGGCUCAAUAGUUCAGUCCUCGAAUGAAGGAGCGGUAGAGGGAGCCACAAACUCGGCGGAUGGCCUCAGCAAGAGACAAAUAAAGCUACAGAAGAGAGCCGAGAAGCAUGCGCAAUCUCAAACCAAGAUGAAGGGAAGACGGUGAGGAAUCGGUAGAGCCGUAUUCACGCAAUGCACUUCCUUCUACUAUUAUGUUCUGUCUUUGCUUGGCAACAUGAAUCUUCGCGGUUUUGGUUCUGCGAUGGUUGAGUGAUCUUAACGAU
Cantharellus anzutake is the source of this 902-nucleotide messenger RNA. RefSeq lists its product as uncharacterized. The record is from RefSeq and is a predicted model, not a curated record. Gene Ontology annotation, biological process: vacuolar protein processing. Bases 194 to 784 code for a protein of 196 amino acids. The transcript has 4 exons. Lineage: Eukaryota; Fungi; Basidiomycota; Agaricomycetes; Cantharellales; Hydnaceae. Gene Ontology annotation, cellular component: intracellular membrane-bounded organelle.